Molecule: messenger RNA, 2547 nt
Organism: Maylandia zebra (zebra mbuna)
Lineage: Eukaryota; Metazoa; Chordata; Actinopteri; Cichliformes; Cichlidae
Source: RefSeq, a predicted model, not a curated record
UAAGAGGAAACGCAGCAGCUGAGUCAUUCCUGUUGUGUUUGUUUGAAGUGUGUGGCCUAGGCAGCGUGCGUGUUUGGUACACCGCCGUUCGCAGGAACACGGACUCUGUCGACAAAAUUCCCUUUGAACAGAAGCGGGUGUGAGGAAAAUAUAAGUCCUAAUUAUUAAUUUAUAAGGAAGCAUGGACUCUUGCUGAUGACAACCAACAUUCUCGUGGAUUUCACUAGUCUGGAGUGGAAAUAUGCUGCUGCGUUCAUGUGGAAGCCUCGAAGUAGACGGAAAUUGUCAUAAGUAAGGCGAAUGUGGAUGUAUGCUCUCCAGGGCUUAAGAGCAAGGUGUCCACAUCAUGCCCAUUGUUGUAGAUCCUUAAUUACCACCUCAUCAUCUUCAAGAGACACAAUGGGUUCCAAUGUUGAACUUGAUAUUGGAGCUGAUAUUUCAGAUGAACGACAUUGUAAGAAUCAAGAAGUGAGAAAUUCAACAAACUGUGGACUGAAGAGGAAACGACAGCGGAAGAUCUCUCCUUAUCCUCACAGCCGUCAACCAACAAAAUGUGAAGAUUUUGAAGUUGAGAAAGCCAAAUCAUGGACAGAUGAAAUGUUUGACUUCAUCAAUAAAGAGAUUGCCUUUUACAAGUCAGACGUAAAGAAGAAAGAGACUUCCAACGCUUCUGGGAUUCAACACUGCACUGGACAACCUCUUGACCAAGACGGGUUGAAAAGCAGCAAAGGAACAGAAUUAUUUCCCAGCUCUAACAAGAAUUAUGAUACAUCUGCAUCAGAGAACUGUUUAAAAGAUUAUCAACAUGUCAUGUUGGAUGUUGCUGCCACUUGCACAAAGAAUGAAGCAGAGAGUCCAGUGACUGUGACAGCAGUGUCUGGGGUCACCGUGCCAGAAGAGACUGAGAAGUACCCAGGAUUAACGGUCCGCUGCAGUUCCUCACAAGGAGAGCGUGAGAGACUCAAAGAAACACCAGGCACUCUACCUUUGUUAUCCAAGCAUGUGAGAUGGGAGAGGGAGGAUGUUAGCCUCAAACCAAUUGAAGGAGUAGGUUUAGGCAGUGGGCCUUGUGUGAUUGGUGGAAAUCAAGAUAAAAAUGUAAACCAACUUCAGAAAAUUGAAGACCAACACUACUGCCAUGUUGAAUCUAAGGAUGCAGUUGCACUUUCCAGCCUAGAUUCAUUAACUGAUAAAACUGAGCUUGGCAAAACGCGAGUCUCUAUGUACCAAAGUGAACAAUCGGUGCGCAACCAAACAAGCUAUAAAAAUGCUGAAGAGGAUACAACUGGUGUGUGUUUACAGGCUUGUUUAAGCGCAUCUCUUCCUUUGAAUAAAGUGAGCAGUGGAGAGCUGUUCUAUGUAACGGUUGUAAAAGAUCCACAAUAUGAAGAUAUUUCAGACACAGAAAAUUUAUCGAAUAUGGACACGAAUCUCCUAAACACAAAUCAAAGGGACCCUUCAUAUGAAGAUGUGAGUGAAGAUGAGAAUCCAGAAGUUGAUGAUGAUGAUAAUGACGAGGAGAUGCCUUCACCUUCAUGUGACGUGUCUGAAGCCAGUAAUACGCAGUUUGGACGUGUGCAGAGUCAGGCCGAGUUUCCAAAGAACCAAACACUUGGCAUAGCACAAGAUUGCUCUUGUCCAUGUUUUGUUGAAACUGAGGAUGGGUUUGAACGUUUCUUAUGUCCUAAAUGUGACGGUGAGAAACAUUUAGAUUGGCAAGCAAGCUGCUCUUUGAGCCCCCUUUCUGACGCGCAAGAUCAAGAGGAGACUGAUGAGGACGAUGAUUGGCUUGUUAUGCCUAUUAGCGUAUUAGAUGUUAAAUGGGAACCAGCAGAUGAAGGCCAGGCUGACCCAGAAACUGUUUCACAGCAUGAUGGUGAGCAUGAAGACCAGGUAAAACAAAGUGACACAAAUCCAGCUGUCUGUGAGGUACCCGGAUCUGUUCCAAACCAUGUGCCAGCUUCUGCUUUUUCCAUGAUGGAGGUUUUUGAAACACCUUCUCAUCUAGCAAAAGUCAUACAAUCUAGAGAGACAAUGCAACAGUCCUUCAUGGUGCCUUCUUCCUGGGGCACAACUGAGACUAAAGCUCAGAGACCACAAAAUAGGGAGUCACAUAGUGCUCCUGAUGACAGUUGUGAAACUGACGAUAGUUCCGAUUACUCUGCUGAUUCAGGACGUAACUAUCUGACCGUGUCCAAACAGUGGUUAAGUAACCUGUCAGCGCCUGCGUCAGCAGAGAAAAAUGACUCUGGUUCUGAAAAAGAAAAUGAAGACCAUGAGAUGGCAAACUUACAACCAAGUCAAACGGGGAACAGAAGCAAGUCUUCAGAAAAGGAUGACAUCAUCAACCUUGAUUCUGACACCGAGGAUGAAGGUGUCCAAAGCUGUCCAGAGACAAAAACAAAGAGAUUAUUCUCUACACGCACAGAGAACAGUGGAGCUGCCAGCCUUAAUCAACUGAAGAAACCUUCUCCUGAAACUGUGGAAGGAAACUGUCAAACCAAUGGACAAAAGCACGAAGCAUUUCAGAUGAUCCUGCUGUUAUAG